AUGGAUGCAUUUAACGCCGUGGUGGUUAUUCCUUUGGUUCCUGAAUUGGCCAACGAUCUAGGUCAGCCCCUCGAAAAUGUCCUAUGGAUCAAUACAUCCUACUUCCUCGCCAAUGCAGCAAGUCAAACGAUCUCAUCUAUGCUGGCGGAUGUAUUCGGGCACGGGCCGAUCCUUCUUUCUGCAGUGGUACUCGCAACAAUCGGAACAGGUGUCUGCGGGGGUGCGUUCAACUUGGCUGGUUUAAUCGCCGGUCGAUCACUCCAGGGAACAGGUGGUGGUGGAAUUUUGGCUGCAUCGUUUCUGAUCAUCACGAAUUCGAUACCCAAGUAUUAUCAGCUUCAGUUCUCGAACUAUGUUUUCCGUGCGCAGGUGACGGGGUCUAUCGUUGGUGCUAUUCUGGGUGGACUUUUUGGCGACUAUGCAACGACAAUCUGGCUAUUUUAUUCCAGCUUUGUAUUCUGCGCCGUGGGAAUGCUUGUCGUUCCUUUCGCCGUGGACUUGCGAGGAUGUGGACAGGGCAAGACGGGCUAUAUAUGCAAACUGCGCCGGACAGACUGGCUGGGCUCGCUCCUCAUUCUGCUAGGAGUUGGAUGUCUUUUGAUCGGAAUUAGUUGGGGUGGCACACGCUUUGCAUGGGAUACGGCAGCCACAUUGGCGCCGAUAUGUGUGGGCGCAAGCCUGCUGCUCGUCUUGGUCGCUUACGAGCGAUUCUGGACGGUGCAUCCGUUUUUCAGCUCCGCCAUGUUUAAGUCGCUCUCGACGACCAUGAUACACAUUAGUGGAUUUAUCCACGGACUCAUCAUAUCAGCUCACCUCCACUUUCUACCCCUCUACCUCAUCUUCGUCAAAUACCUCCCCCACGCCCUAACCGGCCUAGGCCUCGUAGCCCUCGUCGCACUCGCCCUCCCCUUUCUCAUUCUCGUCCAAAAAGUACGCCUCCUCUCCCACCAACCAAACCUAAACCCUUGGAUCCUUCGCCUCGGCUGGGCCCUCGCCACCAUCUCAACUGGCUGUCUCACAAUCCUCGACUUCAAGACACCGACCUCGGCUUGGGUCAUCCUCUUUCUCAUCUGUGGCCUCUCCCACGCCCUCCUCACCCCUUCUUUCAUCCGAUGCAUGUUCACACGUCCCUUUGACCCCGAUAGCGACUCGGAGUCCGACACCGACACAGACCCCUUCCCAAAGGGGUACGCUAAGCGCAAAAUCCCGCCGAUCCUACUGCACUCUAUCCUGAGGACAUGGGGCAUGUGUAUUGCCAUUCCUAUUAGUGGGACCAUCAUGCUCAAUCAGUUGUUCUGGGACGUGGAGAGGCGGUUCCCGUUUCCCGGGGAGGUUUCAUUUAUGGUUGAAUUCGGGGCGUUGAUGCCUGGUGGCGAGAGAGAUGAUUACGUCGAUGGAUUUAGGGUUCUCUGGCCGGUUUGUACGGGUGUUGCGGCUCUGGGGGCCGUGUUGGGGGGUGUUUGGGGGAGGGUGAGGUAG
Molecule: messenger RNA, 1479 nt
Organism: Aspergillus melleus
Lineage: Eukaryota; Fungi; Ascomycota; Eurotiomycetes; Eurotiales; Aspergillaceae
Exons: 3
Coding region: 1-1479 (492 amino acids)
Biological process (GO): transmembrane transport
Molecular function (GO): transmembrane transporter activity
Source: RefSeq, a predicted model, not a curated record